Phragmites australis (common reed) is the source of this 1159-nucleotide messenger RNA. RefSeq names its product peroxidase P7-like. The transcript has 3 exons. Gene Ontology annotation, biological process: response to oxidative stress; hydrogen peroxide catabolic process. Gene Ontology annotation, molecular function: peroxidase activity; heme binding. The record is from RefSeq and is a predicted model, not a curated record. The coding region runs from base 52 to 1029 and encodes 325 amino acids. NCBI's taxonomy places the organism in Eukaryota, Viridiplantae, Streptophyta, Magnoliopsida, Poales, Poaceae.
GGCAGUUGCCUAGCAAUCUAGAAAAGACUUGCAAUUGUGAGCCAGCUCGCCAUGGCUUCGUCAAUAGCUGGCCAUUGCUUUCUUCUUGCGCUUUUCCUGUUCUUCUCUGCCACCCACGGGCAGCUCAAGGAGGACUUCUACGCCAAAACCUGCCCAUCAUUGGAUUUGAAGGGCAUCGUGCGCAACGAGUUGAGUCGUGUACUCCCCACCGACCGCCGGAUGGGCGCCUCCCUCCUCCGGCUUUUCUUCCACGACUGUUUCGUUCAGGGCUGCGACGCGUCGGUUCUUCUGGACAACGACAAGCAACGGGGCAUCGUCAGCGAGAAGGACGCCGGCCCGAACAAGAACUCCCUGCGCGGCUUCAAGGUCAUCGAUGACAUCAAGACGGCCGUCGAGGCCAGCUGCUCCCGCGUCGUCUCCUGCGCUGACAUCCUCGCCGUCACCGCGCGGGAGGCCGUCGUCGCUCUCGGUGGACCAAGCUGGACGGUGCUGCUCGGCCGGCGCGACUCGAUGAACGGGAGCCCGGACAAGGCGAACAGCGACCUCCCGUCGCCAGACUCCGACCUCAGCACGCUCAUCACGGCAUUCGGCAACAAGGGCCUGAGCCCGCGCGACCUGACGGCGCUCUCCGGCGCGCACACCAUCGGAUUCUCGCAGUGCCAGAACUUCCGCGGCCGCAUCUACAACGACGCCAACAUCAAUUCGACGUUCGCCACCCUGCGUAAGGCCAACUGCCCGGCCAUGCCCGGCAUCGGCGACAGCAACCUGGCCCCGCUGGAUGAGCAGACGCAGCUUGUCUUUGACAACAAGUACUACGGGAACCUGGUGGUCAGGCGCGGCCUGCUGCACUCGGACCAGGAGCUCUUCAACGGCGGCUCGCAGGAUCAGCUCGUGCGAGAUUACAGCUCCGACCCGACCCUCUUCCGCACCGACUUCGCCAACGCGAUGAAGAAGAUGUCGGAAAUCAGCCCGCUCACCGGAGUUCAAGGCCAAAUCAGGGUCAAGUGCAGCAGUGUCAACAUAAAAUAACUGUUGCCGUUGAUCGGCACUAUGAACACAAUCGGGCGUGUUGAGUUGCGUCUGCAUGGGACUGUUGGCGUAUUUUGUGCCUGAGUUCGUGCGCGUGUGGCUCUGUGCAUGCAUGUGGUCGUCGCCGUAG